CAACUGCUGAAAUAUUCCAAAGAAAUGAGUCUGAGCAGUACACAUUUCGAGAAUGUACCCCUUACUCCCGCUUGUACACCACAACAUAUUCUUCUGCUUCACUUUUUCUUCUGUGCCUCAGUCCUGCAUGCAUCCACUUUCCAAACCUGGGUACUCCUCUUAACACGGGCUGGAUGUUCUGAACCACCCCCAGACCUCUUUGAUACCCAAUUGCCCAACGCUGAACUCCAAACAGAAAAGAACAACAACUACUAGUAACGCACACCUAGCUGACACCGCAUCAUCGACAAUUCCUCCAC
Messenger RNA from Aaosphaeria arxii CBS 175.79, 299 nucleotides. RefSeq lists its product as uncharacterized. The record is from RefSeq and is a predicted model, not a curated record. NCBI's taxonomy places the organism in Eukaryota, Fungi, Ascomycota, Dothideomycetes, Pleosporales. The transcript has a single exon. The coding region runs from base 25 to 255 and encodes 76 amino acids.